Moneuplotes crassus is the source of this 1028-nucleotide messenger RNA. The record is from the annotation of a GenBank genome assembly. Lineage: Eukaryota; Ciliophora; Spirotrichea; Euplotida; Euplotidae.
UUUUUUUAGUCAACAAAUAGGUUGGUUAAGGGCCAAUCUAAAGGCUGUGCCUGCUUAAUAAACAUAAGGAUCCAUGAAGACCAAUAUUCUGCAGCUAGGCUUGGUUGUGCCUCUAAUAGGCUUCUAGAGUCGCUCAAUAAACCUGCAAGGAAGAGUUGAGUUCAAGUAGAAAAAUGCCCAGCAUAGGAAGGACCUUGCAAUUUAAGGUCCAUCUCUUUGGUUAAAAAGAUUACUGAAAGUUAAUUAAUGUAAGAUGGAAGGAUCAGCUCAGAACGUUAGAGAAAGCAGGGCUUAGAAAGCAAUUUUGGAAAAAUUUAUACGAUUAGAAGGCAAAUAAACUAAGUUGCAAAGUACUAAAGUCUGUUGAUCAGCAUUUCCAUCCAAUGGACUCGACCAUUGAAGAGUUUGAUUCUAACAUAGAUCGUCAUAUCAACAAGGACAUUGAGGAUAUGGAAAUGUAUUUUGAUGACCAAUUAUACAUAAAUUCGAGCAAGAAGGCAUCUAUGAUCAAAAAUUUAAAUUUUGGUACACUCAGGUUAGAUAAUCUGAGAAUGACUACAGACAAAGUGAUAUUUCUCAAUUUACUUCAUUCCCAUACAGAGUUAACAAUCUUGUGCUUCAUAAUGAUGAAAACGAUACAGUCAGUCUUCCGUCCAGAUAUUUUGAUCGGAUUCUUAGAGUUAAUUUCAAGAUCUCAAGAAAAAUAAUUUUUGAUGGAUUUUGAUUAAAUUUUUGCCAACUUGAGAAAUUCUUUACAGCAUUCAGACAUGCUGAGAUAUUGGGGUUGAUGCUCUGUAAACUUUCCAUUCCUAAAAUUCCAGAUUUUUCUAAGCCAUUGGAGAAUACUAACGUCCAAAUGAUUAUUUUUUCUAGUCUGGACUCUACACUGCAAGCAAUUUGAAGAUAUCCACUGGAAUUUACUUAUUUACUUAGAGGAGUGACCACUCUGCAGAUUUAAAGCUGAGUCUUCAAAAAUAGACUUAAGAAGAUGUGUGACAGAUAAGACAAUUUCAAAUGGCAUAUUUGAU